This is a messenger RNA of Durusdinium trenchii, 2577 nucleotides long. The record is from the annotation of a GenBank genome assembly. Lineage: Eukaryota; Dinophyceae; Suessiales; Symbiodiniaceae.
AUGUUGAGGGCUGAUGCGAUUUGCGUGGUUGAACCACCUGCUCGUGCUGAUUCACCUGCUCGAGAGCGCCCGGGACAGAGACUCCGUCGCUUUGCUCUUGGCCAAGAUUUGCCGUUGCAAGUUGAUGCCAAGGCCUCUUGCGCUGCUGCCGUCCGCAGUGCCAAAGCCGCUGCCAAGGAGGCAGGCCAACACAUUGCUUCAAGCACGGCCGCUUUGGCAGAAAAGUCAGAAGGGCAUGCAGAAGAGAGCUGCCACAAGCUCAUUGACCAAUAUGGUCUUGCCUUGGAACUUCCCAUGACCAUGGUUGAGCUUCAUGAUGGCAAUGAGAAGUACCCUGUGGUUCUUAGACCCAACCACACAGUGUUUGCCCUUGAACGGGAAAAGGGCCUGGUGCUGAGCCGCGUUCUGCCUUUGUUACUGCACGGGGACGAGGGGCGUGGCAGGAAGCGAAAUGCUGUCCUGUGCAUGAAUGCCCACCCCAUCCUAGGGUAUGGCGUGGAGACCAGAAAUCGGAAACGCAAAUUGCUUCACCGUGGCAAAGAACAACAGAUGAACUACACUGGGAACACAUAUGCGUCCAGGCUACUGCUUGCAAUGCUUCCAAAGGCGGUAUAUGACCUGCACCCAGAUUCGUUCUACCGACUUGUGGAAAUAAUUUCAAAGGACAUUUGCUCUUUGGCGGAGGAUGGCUUGAAAGGCCCUGACGGUUUGCAGUAUUGGUGUGUGAGCCUCUACACAAAGGGGGACUGGCCCUAUCUUUGUAAGAUCGGAAGACUGACAAGGAGCUUCCGGAACAUGCCUAAGCAGGCAUCCAGCAAGAAGGACUGCACAGGAAUAUGUCAUUUAUGCCUUGCGGGGAGGCCCCGCAUCCCAUUCGAGGAUUACAGUAAAAAUGGUGUCUGGCAGUUUUCAGUGCAAGAGGAAGAGCCUUGGCAACUACGCCCUGAGAUCCUCAGGUGCCCUCACGACGAGUCCUUCCCGGAAACGUUCUUCGCCAUUGACCCCUGGCACAGCUUUCACCUGGGCGAGGGUCGCAACUUAGUGGCCAACGCUGUCCAGCUCAUGCUUGACUUCGUUGAUGGUGAUUCGGUUGACCAGCAAUUGAACCUGCUUUACCUGGACUACAAGCAAUAUUGCAAGAGGAAUUCCAACCAGGUGUAUGCACUGCGUUUUACCAAAGAACUUUUUAGUUUGAACAAGAACGAUUACCCGACUGGCAGCUGGACGAAAGGAAACCUCACUACCAGCCUAGUGAAGUGGGUUGCGUACUUUUUCAGAUCAAAGAGAAAUACUUUUGCAGAAGGAUCUUUGCAUAUGAAGCUGGCUGCCUGGCAUGAUUCCUUUUUGCGUAGGGGGUCGAGGGGUGGAGUAGGCUUCUUCUGUGAUCCCAUAAAGUUUUUCCAUGUGGCCUGUAAGGCUGACGCUGCUGCGGCGAUAAACGAUUGCUUCUCCAAGCUUUAUUUGGCACCAUUGUGGGUGCCAAGGGGUGAAGCUUAUGUGAUUGCCAACCUUGGCUUCAAGUAUUUGGAGCUGUUCAUGGAACUAGCUAAGCAAAGCCGUGAGGAGAAUCGGAUGUUGUUCCUGCUGAAUCCGAAGGGACACAUGCUAAUGCACGUGUUCAAGACUAUGUUGUGGGAAGCUGACCUUGCAAGUGAGAUUCUGAAUCCACUCGCGAUGGGUGUCCAAUUGGAGGAAGAUCUAGUUGGCAAGACUUGCCGCCUGGUGCGUCAUGUGACCAAUGUGAGUUCUUCUUUUGCUAUGAAACGCACUUUUCAACGCUACCGAGUCUGCAGAGCUUCAGCACCGAAGACCUACAGCUGGUACCUCGGAUCGGAUGGGGAAGAGGUGAAACGAAAGAUGGAUCCAGCGACCCUGGAAGUCAUCGAUGGGUUGCCUUUGCUGUCCUCCAAGUCAGUGGGCUAUAGCUCCGACAUCGCGCAGGUCCGCGUGAUGCUGGAGGAGCAGCAUCCCAAUCUCCGGCUCCCGGAGGGCGUCACUUCGCUCAUCGUAGAGGUCGUGAGGCCCGAGGUGCAGGUCUGCGUGCCCUACAGUUAUCAAGGCUUCCGCUUGCUGGCAGUCAUGAAGGAGGGCGCUUGGCUUUGGGAGGACGCUGCGGAUGCCAUGGCACAGGAGCUGGGGAUGGAGCGUCCCAAGCGCUUGAGCUUUGAGCAUGUGAAGCCCCGAGGCUAUGGAGCCGGAGAGGCCCCGAGCCUCAGCGAUGUCAUGGCGAAGGCUCAGGCCUAUGUCAUGGGCGAAGAUCCUCAUACGUUGGAGGAGGGUUGGGUGGUGGUCUUCCGGAAUGGCCUGCGGCUGAAGGUGCAUACUGAGGGCUAUGAAAUAGUUGGUCUGGAGAAGAUUCUCCAUUUGGAGGGAGGCUUAUGAGCUCUUUGCUUGGGCGAGAGGCUUCUGCACCUCUCAUGCGCGAAAGAGGAUGAAGGAGACUCAGACGUGGAGCGAGGACGAACUGAAGGAGCUGGACGACGGGGAGAUUCUCCUGUAUCUACGAGUCCAGUUCGGUGCCAUCUCCGACGGCGCCAUCGACGAGAUCCAGCUGCCCUUCGAAGCUUUACGCUUCGA